CACCCUUUGGCCCGCUCCCCGCCUCGGCUCCGCAGCCGGCGCGCAGGCCGCAGGAGGAUGAGAGGUGAAGUGAUGCGACUCUGCCUCUCUCUGCCCUUCGCUGCCGGCCCGUACCGGGCGCUGAGCGGGUGGCAGGCAGCGGGCGGCCAAGCCGUGCGCAAAAUCACUGAGAAUGCAAGAAAAUCUUUGGCCUCUCUGAGGAGAGAACACCCACGGCUUGAGCCAACGCUUGCCAUUAUUCAGGCACAUAAUGUUCCUUUGGAUCAAGAAAUAAACAAGAAGUUUGCUGAAGAGGUUGGUCUACGUGUGAUUCACAUCUGUCUCCCUGAAGGCAGCAGCAAAGAUGAGAUUGUCAGUGAAAUCUUGAGACUUAACGAAGAUCCUAAUGUGCAGGGCCUUGCCCUUGACCUCCCGGAAAGCUUGUAUAGCAGUAACAUAUUAAAUACUGUGAAGCCUGAGAAGGAUGUGGAUGGGUUAUCCGAUGUAAACCUGGGACGUUUGGUACAUGGAGAAGACUCCAACUACUUGGUUUCUCCUAUUGCUGGUGCUGUGAUGGAGCUUCUUGAAGAUCUGGAUGGGAAGACAGUACUGCUGGUGGGUGUCAAUGGGGCCUUGGGGUCCUCCUUGCAAUGCCUGCUGCAGAGACGGGGAGCCAUCACUGCCAGCUGCCACUGGAAGUCACCCGGGCUGCAGAGCAAGCUUCAUCAAGUGGAUGUGGUGGUAGCUGGCAGUCCGAAACCUGACAGUGUUCCUGUAAGCUGGCUGAAACCUGGAACCACCAUCAUCAACUGUUCUCCUGAUUUGCUGUCAGAGAAACACAACUAUGGUCAGAAAAACAGCAACACUACUGAAAAUGCACUUUGUUCUCUUGCAGUAGCAAUGAGAAUGCAGAACAUGGUAAAAAAUACAGAGCGAUGGAUCCACUCCCAGCAGCUCAGAAAAUGGGACCUCCACUGCUUGAAGCUUCAGCCCCUCUCACCAGUGCCUAGCGAUAUUGAAAUUUCCCGAGCGCAGAGUCCAAAAGCUGUUGAUGUACUUGCCAAGGAGAUAGGAUUGCUUACAGAUGAAAUUGAAAUCUAUGGCCAAACCAAAGCCAAAGUACGUUUGUCCCUGCUGGAAAGGUUAAAGGAUCAACCAGAUGGAAAAUAUGUUCUAGUUGCUGGAAUAACCCCUACACCCCUAGGAGAAGGGAAAAGCACAGUCACAAUUGGACUUGUUCAGGCUCUUACUGCACACCUUAAGAUUAAUUCCUUUGCUUGUCUGAGACAACCUUCCCAAGGACCUACUUUUGGAGUUAAAGGUGGAGCAGCUGGUGGUGGAUACGCUCAAGUGAUUCCCAUGGAGGAGUUCAAUCUUCAUUUGACUGGAGAUAUUCAUGCUAUAACUGCUGCAAAUAAUUUGCUGGCUGCUGCUAUUGAUGCUAGGAUCUUGCAUGAGAGCACUCAAUCCGAUAAGGCUUUAUAUAAUAGGCUGGUUCCAGCAGUUAAAGGUGUGAGAGGAUUUUCUUCUAUUCAGCUUGCCCGUCUGAGAAGAUUGGGAAUAAAUAAGACUGAUCCUGAGACUUUAACAGAAGAGGAGAUCAGUAGAUUUGCGCGCCUUGAUAUUGACCCUUCUACCAUAACAUGGCAACGAGUUGUGGAUACAAAUGACAGAUUUUUACGCAAGAUAACGAUUGGCCAGGCAAAUACAGAAAAAGGAUUUGUCCGUCAGGCACAGUUUGAUAUUGCUGUUGCCAGUGAAAUUAUGGCCAUCCUUGCACUUACCACCAGUCUGGAAGAUAUGAAGGAAAGACUGGGGAAAAUCGUGGUGGCUAAUGACAAGAAGGGAGAACCUGUAACAGCAGAGGAUUUGGGAGUAACAGGUGCCUUGGCAGUUUUGAUGAAAGAUGCAAUUAAGCCAACACUAAUGCAAACAUUAGAGGGAACACCAGUAUUUGUUCAUGCUGGACCUUUUGCUAACAUUGCCCAUGGAAAUUCUUCCAUUUUGGCAGAUAAAAUUGCCCUUAAACUAGUUGGGGAAAAGGGUUUUGUAGUAACUGAAGCUGGCUUUGGUGCUGACAUUGGGAUGGAGAAAUUCUUCAACAUCAAAUGCAGAGCCUCUGGCUUGGUUCCCAGUGUGGUUGUACUUGUUGCUACAGUGAGGGCUUUGAAGAUGCAUGGAGGUGGGCCAAGUGUAUCUGCUGGUGCCCCUCUGAAAAAGGAAUACACAGAAGAGAACCUCCAGCUGGUAGCUGAUGGCUGCUGUAAUCUUCAGAAACAGAUCCAGAUUGCUCAGCUCUUUGGGGUUCCCGUUGUGGUUGCUCUAAAUGUCUUCAAAACUGACUCGCCUGCUGAAGUUGAUCUUGUGUGUAAGACUGCAAAGCAGUCUGGAGCAUUUGAUGCUGUACCCUGCAAUCACUGGUCGGAUGGUGGUAGAGGAGCAGUAGAAUUAGCUCAAGCUGUGGAAAAGGCAGCCAAUCAGAAAAGCAGUUUCAAAUAUCUCUACAGCUUGGAGCUUCCGAUUGCUGAAAAAAUUAAGACCAUUGCUCAGAAAGUAUAUGGAGCGAAGGAUAUAGAGUUAUCUCCUGCUGCACAGUCACAGAUUGAUCGUUAUACCCGGCAGGGAUUUGGAAAACUUCCCAUAUGCAUGGCAAAAACUCACCUAUCCCUCUCCCAUCAACCAGAGAGGAAGGGUGUUCCCACUGAUUUCAUUUUACCGAUUAGCGAUGUGAGAGCCAGUAUUGGAGCUGGGUUCAUCUACCCGCUGGUAGGAACGAUGAGCACUAUGCCAGGACUGCCCACAAGACCAUGCUUCUAUGACAUUGAUCUUGACCCCAUCACAGAGGAAGUGAAGGGAUUGUUCUGAUGCUGAGGUCCAAAUUCAGAAGUCUGGACAUUAAGAACUGCAACUCCCCUAUUUCCUGCAAAUAAGAGACAAAAGUGAAUUUGAAAUAUUCCUGUUAUGUGUCUCUGGAAGAAUGUCAAAAUAAACCACAGAGCAAAAGUUUAUUCUUUCUUCAAACUAGUUUUUAGGAUGAAAUAUAACUGUAAGGUUGUUUUUGUUUGUUUAUUUUUAAGAAAAAAGGCAGGCUAAAUGUUUCUCUCUGUAAUGCAGAAAGCUCUCUGCUGGGUCUUGUAUUUGGUGCUGAAUAAAAUGACAUCGAGAAAGUGGAAUUUUUCUCUUUGGAGUUUUCAACUUUUCUCAAAGCAGUUAACAGAAGUAUUUGGCUAUCUAAAAACUUACGCAAACAUGAUUAUUCUCUGUGACUGAGUCUGUUCCUCCCAGAAAAAUACACUUUGGCUCCUGGCAUUCAGGAGCAGAAGCUGCACACAGAUUAACUUUGCAUUUUUGAGUUAUCAUCAAGUGUUGCUCUGGAUUCAUUUGGGCAAAAGCCAAGCUUCAAGCGAGGAAGAUACUAAGUGGAGAAAGAACAGAGCAUGUAUUCUGUGAAGGGUUUUUAAUAUAUAAUUUGUUUCCUUGAUGGGCAAAGAUCUUUUGAAACACUUCAGCCAUCACUGUCUCGCAUCCAUAGGUCUCUGCGUAUCUCUGAGGCUGUCCAGCUGGUGAUGUGCUUGUUGUGGGGAAGCCGGUUGUGAAUGCUGGUUGUUCAGGGAGGGCAUUGCUCUGCCUGAAGCCCUGUUUUGCUUCUCUUCAUGUCUAAUGAAGCCUCCUGCUGUGCUGGCUUCCGACCAGCACUGUUGCUUGUGGCAUUCAAGGCCCAGGAACAAGAGAGGAAUGAAUGGUCAUCAAGUGAGGAUGCAACAGGAAAGAACUUUGUUGUGCAGUUUUUAACCACCUUGUAAAGCUAGAGUGCAUUUUGUAUUUCACAUAGGUAUUCAGGCAACUUAAAUCCUCAGCUUUGUGCUUUAGCUUACCUCCAGUCUCUCAAAUCUGCAGCAAAAUGUGCCUUAAGCAUUGGAUACUGCAUUUAACUUUUCAGGCUGCUGCUCCUCAGGAAACUCUCACUGACUCUCACUGUUGGUUCCCUCAAUAACAAAAAAUGCAACAGGACAAUAGGUCUAAUCAAGAUAAUGGGACAUUGUUUUUUUUUUUUUAGGUAAAAAGCAGCAAAAUAAUGAUGAGAGAAUGUAUUUUCCUGGUGACAUUUUCCAUCCUGUUGCUUUGCUCUGCUUACGCACAUCUGUGUAGUAUGGGCUUAUACAAUGUAGUUUUGGUUCCCUUUUUCACAGCUACAUUUGGAGACAGAGUUGCAGCACAGUUCCUGAGGUAAUUGAGGGUCCUGUUUUGGUUUUUAAAAUCAUUCUUCGUUAUUUAUAAACCCCAAACUAUAAUUAUGGACAGAAGAACAAACUGGGGGUAAUUAAAGUAAUUAUCUGUGCCUUCCCUGGAGUAGCACGGAAAUGUCUGCUGACUGCAUUUCAGAACCUAUUCAUAGUACCGUCUCCCAGUGCCAGGGGAUCACUGUGAUGAUAAACUUCAACAUGAAGAAUAAAGCUGCCUGAUCCUUUAGCCUGAUUAGAUGAUAGAGCUCAUAAUGUCCUAAACUGUGGAUGCUUUAAUUACAUUGAGGCAGGACAAACGUGCUAAGUAGAAGGCAAGAUUCACAUAAGGAUUUCACAGCUCCUCUGGAGAGAGAGUUCUGGUGUUUUCUAUUAAAUUAUGCCCCAGAAUACAACCCCAUUAUUUGUAUAUAUCUUGUAAUGCAGUCCUGUGCACAUCGAGAGGAAUAUAGAAAAACUCCACAGACUUUUGGAAGAAUAUAAGAGAGGUUUCCAGACAUAGUUUUUCUCUAUUUCCUAUAGUUAUUAAAAGACAUAUGAGGUUUUCCCUCUGUCUUGGCCAGCAAAAUUCAGAAAACCCUAACUGUGCCUUCCCUGGGUUUGCUGUGGUUUCCCCACUGGUGUGUGGGACUGCAGUGUGGGACAUGAACAAUGGGUGUCUGGGGGACAGGUUGUGUAAGCCACUGAUUUCAAGCUGUUGCUCAAUACCCACACACUUGCUCUAUUGCAGCCUCCACACUGUCACAUCAGGCCGUUCGUGCUGGGACUGCUUUUCUGACCCGUCAGUCUCUCCCUGAAACACCAUUCCAGCUCUAUUCGUUAACAAACAUCCUGCAAUUUUUCUACUGUCACGUGUGCAGGAUUUGUUAUGCUGUUUUGAUAGCUUCAAUAAUUGAAGGAAAGCUUCAAUGGCUCCUUUUUUUUUUUGUCCUAGCCUUUUGCCCCCACCUAGUUAACUAUCUGCAAAAUCCCUUGAGCUGUUCCAUUUUUGGCUCUUCAUUUAUAUUUUAGCAGAAGAUUUGUUAGGAUUAAUUCACACUGGCCUGUAGGUUCUGUAUUGGAAUUCACAGAGACAGCUAUUGGCCAUCCACUGUGCCUUCCCCUGGGCCACCCAACUGCUGGGGCCAAAUGCCUUCAUCAAGAAGGGCUUAAAAUGAGAUCUUUUCAAGGUGAGUGGUACUUCUUGGUGCACUGCUUGUUGCUGCACAGCUGGGCCUGCAGAUAUGAGGCUCCUGCUUUGCACUGAUUUUGAGCAGUUCUGCAGUUUUGCGAGGCUUCUUGUUGUGAGUCCUGCAUUUGCUAAUGGUGUUAAAGGUGCUAAAAGUGUUUAAAAACACCUGGUUGUUUACUGUUGGGUCUGAUUUUUGUAACGUCUGAAUAGUUUGCUGUUGCUGCUGCAGAAAAUGGUGACAUUGAAAUACACCACUUACAGCAGAUUUCUUGGUCCAUAGUUAAAAUCCAAAACUCUGGAUUUUCAGUUAAUGUAAACAUCAAAAUAAAGUGCAUGUAUAUGCUGAUGUUCAAUUUGCAGAAGUGGCUCCUGUCUUAAAUCUGAAUUCAACAAUGUAGUACUUCUAUUAUUUUAUAUUGUUCUUUUUUUAUCCACCAUCCAAUCUAUUUAAAUAGUGAUCUGCUCUUCUCUGCUAAGCUACCAAGUCUUGCCACGUCCCUGUCUCCAGCUGAACACAAUCAUAGCAGGAGGGAGCUCAGUAUCAUGGUGGUUGAGUGCCAGGAGUGAGCAAGGCGUGGGGCCUCCCUCUGUGCUGUUGGCAGGAGCUGUCUCUGGAAGC
Messenger RNA from Lagopus muta (rock ptarmigan), 6010 nucleotides. It is a transcript of the gene MTHFD1L, whose product is annotated as methylenetetrahydrofolate dehydrogenase (NADP+ dependent) 1 like. The coding region runs from base 58 to 2844 and encodes 928 amino acids. NCBI's taxonomy places the organism in Eukaryota, Metazoa, Chordata, Aves, Galliformes, Phasianidae. Gene Ontology annotation, molecular function: methylenetetrahydrofolate dehydrogenase (NADP+) activity; ATP binding; formate-tetrahydrofolate ligase activity. Gene Ontology annotation, cellular component: cytosol; mitochondrion. Gene Ontology annotation, biological process: tetrahydrofolate interconversion. The record is from RefSeq and is a predicted model, not a curated record. The transcript is spliced from 28 exons.